AGGCUCCCCGCGGAGGGCCGUUCUCUCCCGGUGCCGCCCCGCAGGAGCGCCCAGCGGCGAGCGGAGACGGACUCGCUCCUCGUACCCCGCGCGGCGGGACGGUCCCGAGGCCCCGGAGCGGGCUGGGCGCCUGGCACGGGGAAGCGCCGUCAAGGGAGCCCCAGCUAAGCCUGCGCCUGACGGGGAGCGGACAGGAUGCCGCUGUUUGCGCCAUCUUCGGGCAGGAAGACCUCCAGGGAGGAGGAGCGGUGCCUGCGAGCAAAUGACCGGGCCUUCAAUCUGCAGUUUGAUUAUGCUAAAAACUCCAUUAAAACUUCCAAGUACAACUUAUUCACCUUCUUCCCCCUCAACCUCUUCGAGCAAUUCCAGCGCAUUGCCAAUGCCUACUUCCUUUUCCUGCUCAUCCUGCAGCUCAUCCCUGAGAUUUCCUCCCUCUCCUGGUUCACCACAGUGGUGCCUCUGGUCUUGGUCCUGGCCGUGUCCGCAGUCAAGGAUGCCAUCGAUGAUGUUAAUCGCCAUGCAAAUGACAAUCAAGUCAACAACCGGCCAGUUAAGGUUCUAAUUAAUGGCAGCUUGAAGGACGACUUGUGGCUCAACGUCCAGGUUGGAGACAUAAUCAAGUUGGAGAACAAUAAUUUUGUGACGGCAGAUGUGCUGCUGCUCUCCAGCAGCGAGCCCCACAGCCUGGCCUACAUUGAGACAAUGGAACUGGACGGGGAAACCAACCUGAAGGUGAAGCAGGCCCUGAGCAUCACCGCUGUGCUGGGUGGGGACCUGCGGGCCCUGAGCAGCUUUAACGGGGAAAUCCGCUGUGAAGCCCCCAACAACCGGCUGGGCAAGUUUACUGGGACCCUCUUCUUGAGGAAGGAGAAGUUCGCCCUGGACAACGAGCAGCUGCUGCUGAGGGGCUGCAUCAUCCGGAACACCGACUGGUGCUUCGGGCUGGUCGUCUUCGCUGGGCCAGAUACCAAGCUGAUGCAAAACAGCGGAAGAACCACUUUGAAACGGACGAGCAUCGAGCGUCUCAUGAAUUACUUGGUCUUGGUGAUCUUCAUCUUUUUGGCUGUCAUGUGUUUGAUCCUCGCCACUGGCAGCUGUAUCUGGGAAUUCAGACAGGGCUACCGGUUCCAGGUGUACCUGCCCUGGGCAACCGAUGUCCACUCAGCGUUCUUCUCCGCAUUUCUUGUGUUCUGGUCGUACGUCAUCAUCCUCAACACCGUGGUGCCCAUUUCCCUCUACGUCAGCGUCGAGAUCAUCCGUCUGGGCAACAGCUUUUACAUUGACUGGGACCACAAGAUGUACUACCCACCCCAUGAUAUGCCCGCCCAGGCCCGCACCACCACCCUUAAUGAGGAGCUGGGGCAGAUCAGAUACAUCUUUUCAGACAAAACAGGGACCCUCACCCAGAAUAUUAUGGUCUUCAACAAAUGUUGCAUCGCUGGAAAGGUCUAUGGAGAUAUUUUGGAUUCAGAUGGAGACCUGGUGGAAGAUGCCCAGACGAUGGAGAAAGCUGAUUUCUCAUGGAACCCGUUGGCUGACCCAAAGUUUGUCUUCUACGACCAGAGUCUGGUUGAAGCGGUGAAGGCCGGGGAUAAGUCCGCACACCGGUUCUUCCGCCUCCUUUCCCUCUGCCACACGGUGAUGCCAGAAGAAACGAAGGAGGGUGUACUGCUGUACCAGGCCCAGUCCCCGGAUGAGGGUGCGUUAGUGACUGCCGCCCGGAACUUUGGCUUUGUGUUUCGUGCCCGUACCCCCACGACCAUCACCGUGGUGGAAAUGGGGGAGGUCCUGGUUUACGAGCUGCUUGCUAUUCUGGACUUCAACAAUGUGCGCAAAAGGAUGUCCGUCGUUGUGCGAAACCCGAGCGGCAAGCUGACCCUGUACUGCAAAGGUGCCGACACCAUCCUGUACGAGCUGCUCCAUCCUUCCUGCAGACAUCUCAAGGAAGAGACCACCGACCACCUGGAUGAGUUUGCAGGGGAGGGCUUGCGGACCCUGGUCGUGGCUUACCGGGACCUGGAGGAAUUCUACUUCGAGGACUGGCGGCAACGUCACCACCAGGCGAGCACAGACCUGGAGGACCGGGAGGAAAAGCUGUCUGAACUGUAUGAGGAGAUUGAGAAAGACCUGCUGUUACUUGGCGCCACCGCCAUCGAGGACAAGCUGCAGGACGGUGUUCCCCAGACCAUUGAGAUCUUGGAACGGGCACAUAUUAAAAUCUGGGUGCUCACCGGUGACAAGCAAGAGACUGCAGUGAACAUUGGCUACUCCUGCAACAUGCUAUAUGACGCCAUGAAGGACAUCUUCUUCAUCAACGGCAACAGCUCGGAGGAGGUGCGGCAGGAGCUCAGGGAAGCGAGGGACAGGAUGCAAGCGGAAGCUGCUGCAAAGGAGGAAGAAUUCGAUCUCCACACCAACAAGUCCAGCUGCUGCAGCUGCUGGCACAAAGAGCAAGCCAGCGGAGAGUAUGGCCUGAUAAUUAACGGGCACAGCUUGGCCUACGCACUGGAGGGGGAGCUGGCGGAAGAGCUGGUGAACACGGCCUGCCUGUGCAAGACGGUGAUCUGCUGCCGGGUGACCCCUCUGCAGAAGGCCCAAGUGGUGGGGCUGGUGAAGAAGUACAGGAACGUUGUCACCCUGGCCAUCGGAGAUGGCGCCAACGAUGUCGGCAUGAUCAAGACUGCCCACAUCGGCGUUGGCAUCAGUGGCCAGGAGGGGAUGCAGGCGGUGCUGUCCAGCGACUUCUCCUUCGCACAGUUCCGCUACCUGCAGCGGCUGCUCCUGGUCCACGGCCGGUGGUCCUACAUCCGCAUGUGCAAGUUCUUGUCCUACUUCUUCUACAAGAACUUUGCCUUCACGCUGGUGCACUUCUGGUACGGCUUCUUCUCCGGCUUCUCUGCCCAGACUGUGUAUGAUGAAUGGUUCAUCACCCUUUAUAACAUGGUGUACACCUGUUUGCCAGUGCUUGGAAUGAGCCUCUUUGAUCAGGACGUUGAUGAUCGCUGGAGCUUGCAGUUUCCCCAGCUGUAUGCGCCUGGCCAGCAGAACCAGUACUUCAACAAGAAGGAGUUUGCCAAAUGCAUCGUGUACAGCAUAUACAGCUCUCUGGUGCUUUUCUUCAUCCCCUACGGAAUCAUUUUUGACUCCACGCGGAGUGACGGAAAGGACAUUGCCGAUUACCAGUCCUUUGCCCUCAUGGCGCAGACCUGUCUGCUCGUCGUGGUGUCAGUCCAGAUAGGCUUGGACACAGCCUACUGGACGGCCGUGAACCAGCUCUUCAUCUGGGGCAGCCUGGCGGUCUACUUUGCCAUCACCUUCACCUUGUACAGCGACGGCACGUACCUGAUGUUCACGUCCUCCUUCCCCUUUGUCGGCACGGCCCGGAACACCCUCAACCAGCCUGAGGUGUGGCUCGGCAUCUGCCUCUGUGUGGGCCUCUGCGUCCUGCCGAUUGUUGGCUUCCGGUUCCUGAAGAUGCAGCUCUGGCCAACCCUCAGUGACAAGGUCUUGCGCGAGGUGAAGCGGCUCCGCAAGGCCCCCGCCCCGCCCGCCCUGAAGCGGUACCUGCAGCGCAGCGCCUCCCGCCGCUCCGGCUACGCCUUCUCCCACCAGCACGGCUUCGGGGCCCUCAUCACCUCUGGGCGGAACAUGCGCCCCAGAUCGCCCUUCGGCGAGUCGGGGACUUUCUCGCCCUACACUGAGAAGUACCGGCUGAGGCUCGACAAGAAGGAGCAAGGCGCCUCGUAGACACUCCCGGCUUGCGGGUCUGGCUACGGAGACCAGCUCGGGGGGCCGGAUGGGACCCUCGCUUCGGCCCGCAACCGGCCGCCCCCUGAGGUUGGACUUUUGGGGCGCGGGGAGCUGCGGACAGCGGGACGGGCGCGGUCGGAGCGGUCGGGGAGCCCCGUGGCAAAGCGCCCGCCCAUUCCCGGCCCCCUCCCCAGGGGCGAGAAAGAGCAGAGCGGGCAGGAGGGGCGGGGUGGGGCAGCCCUUUCUCCCCCCAGGGCCAGGCCGGGCAGAGGGUGUCCAGAAAGGCCAGGCUGCGGCGGGGGGUGGGGGCUCCUAGCUGGUCCUCAGCAGCUCCCGGGAUUCAAUGCCGGCCCCGGGGAGCCUCCUGAAGUGUAGCACUGACCGCAGCCGCUCCCUGGAAUAGUUUCCACCCAGAGGAAGUGGGCUGAAACGGCUCCCAUCUGAGCAGAGCGCUCUGCAGGCCAGGGAGGGGCGGGUGGGAGCCUCCACUCUCCCCCGCCCAGGGAAGUGAUGCCACCUGAGGCCUGAAGAAAGAUGCUGCCCCGCGGAGAGUUGGGGCUUCUCGGAGCCCGACGGGUGAAUGGCGGUUCCCGCCAAGCAAAGGUCUCCUGGGGCGGGGCGGGGCGGGGCGGGGCGGGGGGGGGGCGCACGGUUCAGGAAGGGCCGGAUCCCCGAGCAGCACGGCUCGUGUGGGCUCGCCAGCUUGGAGGGAGGGCCGCGACGGUGCUCGAUGCAUCGCCAGCAGGUGAAGCCAGGGGGGCCGCCCCGGGGUGCCCCUUCUUCCCGGCUCUUGGGCCGGACGGGAUGCGCCGCCCCACCUAAGGCUCCUUCGGGAGGGCGGGGAGGCGAGAGCCCCGUGGCAGCCUCCGGGGGAGCCGUCUCUGGCCCUCGGGGAAGGGCGGUGGGGAGGUGGGAGAGCAGCGCAUCGGCCCUCGCCCCGCCGGUGGGCAGGGAAGGCGGGGAGUGUAGAGCUGUUGCCGACCCCAAGCCGGCCUUCCUUUUGUACCGCGCUGGUUAAUAAACCAGGGAGCCAAAGGGGCCUGCUUUAGGCGCGCUCUCGAGCUUCAGCCCCGCCAAACCCGAGCGGGAGAGGGGCGGGGAGGAAGGGGGUCCGCCGGCCUCGUUUGGUUUGAGCGGCGGAUGCGGUCCUUCCGCCCAGCUUGGGCGUCUGCGGAUCAUGCGGGGCAGGCAACGUGGUUUGCUCUGCUGGUCCUGCCCGGGCUUUACCCCGCAGCGUAUCUGGGCUGCGGACCGCAGUCGAGGGUCUGAGCGGCUGGGAGGAGGCAGAGGCCCCUGUAGCGCGCGCGCGGCGUCGGUCCCCCAGUUGCUCAAGGCGGGCGAGUCCCCUCUCCGUUCUCCAACGGGUCCCUUCCUGUUUCUCGUCCACCUGGCCUGAAGGGCGGCUGCCGCGCGGUGGGUCGGCUGGAGAUGAAAGGCACCGCCCUCCCCGCUCCCCGCUGAGUUGCGGCCUGACUUGCCCCCACCCCUGCCCGAGGGUGAGGCAGCCUCAGAACUGGGUCAGCCGUGAGGCCAGAAAUGCUGUUGGCAACCUUGCAGCGUUGCAGGCAUCCCUAGGACCUAGGAAGUGAGGGGCCAUGACUGGUGGGCUUGUAAAGGAGCCCCUUCUGGGUCCCCUUGGCACAAGAAAUUCGGGGAGGGGAGGAGAUAGGAAAAAAGGGGCCCAAAGUUCUAGAAGGGAGCAGAUGGGGGAGGCUUGGGGCUGGCCCUUGUUCUAGAAGGGAGCAAGGGUGGACGGGCAGGGCAGCUGGCUGGCGGGAUGUGCUUAUUGUUGGGCUGGAGAUGCCACGCCUGCUGGAGGCAGCUAUCCAGAGGAAGCCCGCUGCUGCAGGCAGGGCCCCCCCACUGCUCAGCUGGUCAAGCACCCGCUGGCUUUUGGCAAAGGUCUCUGGCCUCCCUUCACUUCUGGUUAGUAGGGCCACAAGGCCCCUGCUGCCGAGGCCACUCUGAGGGCAGCCGCCCUGCCCCGUGCCCUUCCUUUGCGGGUGUCCUUGGGGGGCCUGCCGUGGGGUGGAAGCUUGCUGGAAAAUUUGCCCCACAAUGUUCCUCUGCUGAGGUACCUUUUUUCCACAAGUAUUUCUGUUUAAUUUUUAGAAUGGUAUUGCUUCAUCAAAAAUUAUUGCAUAAGAUGGCUAUGGAAAUUAUUAUCAGCCAGGAUUAGGGAACAGAAGGGAUAUUAUGCUAGUCAAAUCUAAAUCCAGUGUUGUAAUUUUUUUAUGCCCAUAUAUUUAUGCACACAGCAAUUCAGGCUUGCUGAGGGUAAUAUAUUUAUAAUGUUGAGCUUUUAAAAAAUUACAUAAUACAAGGGAAAUGUCUAUUA
Candoia aspera is the source of this 6088-nucleotide messenger RNA. RefSeq names its product phospholipid-transporting ATPase ID-like. NCBI's taxonomy places the organism in Eukaryota, Metazoa, Chordata, Lepidosauria, Squamata, Candoiidae. Gene Ontology annotation, molecular function: ATP binding; ATPase-coupled intramembrane lipid carrier activity; ATP hydrolysis activity. The coding region runs from base 196 to 3747 and encodes 1183 amino acids. Gene Ontology annotation, cellular component: plasma membrane; trans-Golgi network. The transcript is spliced from 28 exons. The record is from RefSeq and is a predicted model, not a curated record. Gene Ontology annotation, biological process: Golgi organization; phospholipid translocation.